CUGCUGUGCUGCACAGCCCUCUGCCCAGGCAGCCAUGCGGCCAGAUGCAGCGCUGCUCGCCUUCUGCUGCCUUGUCCUGAGCACCACCGGGGGCCCUUCCCAAGAUUUCUGUUCCCAGGUCCUUAACUCAGACGUGAAGCCAGGAUUUCCCGAAACAAUAAAGACCAAUGACCCAGGAGUCCUCAAAGCAGCCAGACACAGUGUUGAGAGGUUCAACAACUGCACAGAUGACAUCUUCUUGUUCAAGGAGUCCCACAUCAACAGAGCCCUGCUGCAGAUAGUGAAAGGCCUGAAGUACAUGCUCGAGGUGGAAAUUGGCCGAACAACCUGCAGGAAAACCAAGCACCCUAGUCUGGACAACUGUGACUUCCAAACCAACCACACCUUGAAGCGGACUCUGAGCUGCUACACGGAAGUCUGGGUCAUCCCCUGGCUCCAGAGGUUCGAGGUGCCUGUCCUCCGCUGUCACUGAGGCCGCCUCUCCUGCAAGAUGAUGGCUGCGAUAUCUCGCCAUCACAAGCAAGCAGAUGGAAGUGCCAAUGGGCCACUACGGUUGCUGAGACGGGAGGGUGACAGCUGCCCCACCGCUAGAUUAAAUACAUUGCACCUUCUUCUAAAAUCGGCUGAUUGUACUGAUGCUGUGUGCCUAGAUUCAGGGUUUGUACAUAUGGGACUGAGUCCUCGGUGGGAGUUAGAGUCAGGGGGCCGUCCCAGGAUGCUCCCUCCUGCCCCAGUUCCUCAGUGGUCUCGGGCUCCCCAUGAGAGGCCAGGGACCCGUCUCUUGGCCUGAAUUAGCAUUACAGCACUGGGUAGAGGGACCAAGUGUGCUACUGAUCAUCUUGACCCUUCGUGAAUGAGUAAAGUUGUGAAUAAAAAUAAAGAACUAACC
Messenger RNA from Galeopterus variegatus (Sunda flying lemur), 889 nucleotides. It is a transcript of the gene CST7, whose product is annotated as cystatin F (leukocystatin). Gene Ontology annotation, biological process: positive regulation of myelination; negative regulation of microglial cell activation; immune response. The record is from RefSeq and is a predicted model, not a curated record. Gene Ontology annotation, cellular component: Golgi apparatus; endoplasmic reticulum; lysosome. Bases 35 to 472 code for a protein of 145 amino acids. Gene Ontology annotation, molecular function: cysteine-type endopeptidase inhibitor activity. The transcript has 4 exons. NCBI's taxonomy places the organism in Eukaryota, Metazoa, Chordata, Mammalia, Dermoptera, Cynocephalidae.